AUGAAGCAAGUGUCAGCAUCGCUGCUCGCCUUGCUCUCCCUUGGGAGCCUCGCUUCCGCUGAUGCGUCCAACAACUACACGGCUCAGCUACUAAGCUCAGGAACUAUCAAGCUUGGAGACUGGCAGGAUGCCUACGACAAGGCAUCGGCCUUUGUGAAAACCUUGUCGACUUCCGACAAGCUGUCUCUCGUUGUUGGAGGAGAAGUCGGCAACUUCACCGGUCUGCAUAUGCUGGACUCGUCCUCGAACCCCCUCGGCUACUACUAUGUCACGAACUGGCCUGCCGGUCUGGCUAUGGUAAUGACCUGGGACAAUGAUGCUAUUCACAAACAGGCGAAGGCGCUCGGUUCCGAGUUCCGUGGCAAGGGCAUCAACCUCGCCUAUGCACCUACUUUGGAGCCACUGGGACGUUCGGCCUGGGGUGGUCGACAAGGCGAGACAUAUGGUCCGGAUUCUUACUUCGCAGGUGCGAUGCGAGGAAGAUUUGUAAAAGGUAUCUCGGAUGCCGGUGUCAUUCCCAGCACCAAGCACUUCAUCAUGAACGAAUAUGAGACGAACCGAGAGGGCACGACAAGUAUGGGAGGCGGCGGCGGCGGACCUGGUGGCGCACCCCCGAACAAGCGCAGGCGUCAGGCCACGAACGGCACCGUAUUGGACAAUUCCACAAGCAGCUCAUCCGAUGCAUACACUGUGCACAUCGACGACAAGGCUUACCAUGAAACAUACCUCGCACCCUUCUACGACACUGUCAAGAACGGCAUGGGUGGAGCGAUGUGCGCCAUGAACCGAGUAAACGGUUUGUACUCCUGCGAAAGUCAGGACCUGCUCGCCAAGUACCUGAAGGUUGAACUUGGCUUCCCCGGCAUCGUCCACGCCGAUAUCAGUGGCCAGAGGACUGCAAUCAACUCUGCUAACGCUGGCAUGGACUACUCCUCUCAAAACACUUGGUCCAACUCAACCCUUGGCGUUGCCGUGAACAAUGGAAGUGUUACCACAGCCAGGCUGGACGAUAUGGCCAUCAGAAACAUGAUGGGGUACUUCCACUUGAACCAGGACCAGGGAUACCCUGACUAUGCUAGCAACACCGACUACGUCGAGGUGCGAAGGAACCACGCCGAGCUUGCCCGAACCUGCGCGGCCAGCUCCGUCGUUCUGUUGACGAACAAGAACAGCGCGCUGCCUCUGAAGUCGAAGCGCUCCAUCAGCAUUUUUGGUUCGCAUGCAGCACCCCGUUACUUCGGUCCCAACACGGAGCUCGAUGUCUACGGUGGUGUCGGGCCCACCAUGCAAGGCCACAUGGCCGUCGUCGGAGGAAGCGGCAUGGGAUCUCUCGCCUACUUGACAACCCCGAUCCAGCUCUUCAAUGAGAGAGCGGCCAAGGAUGGCUUCCAGCUCCGAUGGUGGCUCAACGACACGUCCACCACGUCGUCCUCUGGUGGCGUAGCUGGCAGCGGUACUGAGCUCAAGGAGAGCACUGUUGGAGUUACCGCGAACUCAGAUGCCUGCGUCGUAUUUUUGAACGCUUGGGCCGGAGAAGGUGGUGACCGCUCCGAGCUUACCAACGGUACCACGGAUGCGCUCGUGAACACCGUCGCCGACAACUGCAACAACACCAUCGUGGUGAUCAACACCGUCGGCCCACGCCUCGUCGACGCCUGGAUCGAGCACGACAACGUGACCGGCGUGCUCUACGGCGGCGCGCUCGGUCAGGAGUCCGGCAACGCGCUCGACGACGUCCUCUUCGGCGCCGUCAACCCGUCCGGCCGGCUCGUCCAUACCAUCGCUAAGAACGAGUCCGACUACGACGCCAACACGCGGGUGCAGGAGGACAACCUCGAGCUCGACUUUUCCGAGGGCAACUACAUCGACUACAAGUACUUCGACCAGCAGGCCAUCGAGCCACGCUACGCGUUCGGCUACGGCUUGUCCUACACGACCUUUGAGUACGGCAGCCGCGUCACGGCGCAGCUCAGCAGCGGCGGCAACAAGCGCACGAUGGGCGGGUACUCCACGGGCGCGCGGGCCGUCCGCGGGCGAGAGGACCUCUGGGACAUUGUCGCGACCGUGACCACGACCGUCAUGAACACGGGCGGCGUGGCCGGCGCCGAGGUCGCGCAGCUGUACCUCUCGUUUCCUGACGCGGCCGGCGAGCCCGCGCGCCAGCUGCGCGGCUUCGAGAAGGUCGUUCUCGAGCCCUACAAGACGGCCACGGUGACGUUCGAGCUCAGGAGGCGCGAUCUGAGCGUCUGGGAUACGGCGGCGCAGAACUGGAAGAUGGAGAGUGGGGACUAUGUGUUCCAUGUCGCUGCUAGUAGUCGGGAUUUGAGAGCUAAUGCUACGUUGACGAUACAGAGCGGCGUUUCUUUGUAUGGGGAGUAUGGGUUGGAGUAG
Molecule: messenger RNA, 2391 nt
Organism: Anthostomella pinea
Lineage: Eukaryota; Fungi; Ascomycota; Sordariomycetes; Xylariales; Xylariaceae
Source: the annotation of a GenBank genome assembly